Messenger RNA from Musa acuminata AAA Group (dessert banana), 3779 nucleotides. Its product is annotated as pentatricopeptide repeat-containing protein At1g71490-like. NCBI's taxonomy places the organism in Eukaryota, Viridiplantae, Streptophyta, Magnoliopsida, Zingiberales, Musaceae. Bases 16 to 2184 code for a protein of 722 amino acids. The transcript has 7 exons. The record is from RefSeq and is a predicted model, not a curated record. Gene Ontology annotation, biological process: RNA modification. Gene Ontology annotation, molecular function: protein binding; RNA binding. Gene Ontology annotation, cellular component: intracellular membrane-bounded organelle.
CCAACUUAAACUCCAAUGGCCGUGUGUGCUGCAAUGCUUCAAGCCCAAACUCACGUCCCAAAUCCAUGGAAGAAAGCGCUCCUCCACCUCCCCCUCCUCGCCCAGUCACCACCACCUGCACCGUCAGAACCCGAAGCUUUAGAGGCAUCUCCGCCUAUCCACCACCACCACUCCCUCAUCUCCUCCAUCAAGGCGCUCUCCGCCCAGGGCCACCUCUCCGAGGCCUUCACUGCCUUCUCCCUUCUACGUCUCCGCUACCCCGCUUCCUCUCUCCUUGUCCUCCAUUCUCUCUCAUCCCUCAUCUCAUGCUCCUCUUCCCAGAAGGCCGCCCGUCAGGGCUUGCAGCUCCAUGCCCUCACCCUCUCUUGUGGCUUGCAUGACCACCCUUCUCUACUCCCCAGGCUAACCUCCCUCUACAUCACGUUUGGCCUCCUCCCGGAUGCCCACGCCCUCGUCUUUUCCUCGCACAGUUUGGAGGUUCUCCAUUGGAACCUGUUGAUCUCUGCGUACAUGAAGGACGACCGCCCUUCCGAUGCGCUCCUCGCCUAUAGGCAGCUGGUUCAGAUAGGCAUCCAGCCUGAUAGAUUCACCUACCCGUCGGUUCUUAGGGCUUGUGGCGUCGUGCUCGACCUGGAGUUUGGGAAGGAAGUGCACAGGUCAAUUAAUGACAGCUGCAUGGAGUGGAACAUUUUUGUCCAGAACGCGUUGACCGCAAUGUACGCAAAGUGUGGCGCCUUAGGUUUUGCGAGGAAGCUGUUUGACGAAAUGCCGGAGCGAGAUGUGGUGUCAUGGAAUACUAUGGUGUCAGGGUAUGCAUCACGGGGAAUGUGGGAGAAAGCAUUCCAAUUGUUCGAACAGAUGAGAGCGGAGAACUCAGAGGUGAAUAGCGUUACGUGGAACACAAUCGUCGGUGGUCAUUUGCAAAGGGGCAAUCCCAGAGAAGCAUUGAGAUUGAUCUCUGAGGUGACCAUGCAUGGGUCUGAGAUUGACUUUGUGACGCUGGUCGUUGGUCUGAGUGCUUGUUCUCAUGUUGGAUCUUUAAAAUUGGGGAAAGAGAUUCAUGGGUUUGCGACUCGUUGCUGCGGUGAUGGGAUUGAGAGCGUCCGCAAUGCACUGAUUACAAUGUACUCUAGAUGUAAAGACAUGGAGCACGCUUGCCUUUUGUUUCAAAAGGCCAAAAUGAGGAGUUUGGUCACAUGGAAUACAAUGAUUGCCGGCUUUGGCCUGUCAGACCAAGCAGAGGAAGCUUCUUUUGUAAUUCGAGACAUGGUACAAUCAGGAGUUCAACCAAACUAUGUAACCAUCGUGACAUACCUCGCCUUAUGUACCCGUGUUGCAAACCUUCAGCAUGGGCAAGAGUUGCACUGCUACAUCACUAAACAUGAUUUCAAGGGAUAUCUAUUACUCUGGAACUCCCUUAUUGACAUGUACUCAAAGUCAGGAAGAAUCUUAGCUGCUAGAAGGGUCUUCGACUUGCUGACCAACCGUGAUCAGGUGUCAUACACUUCAAUAAUAGCAGGUUACGGAAUACAAGGUGAGGGAACUGCUGCCUUGAAACUUUUUAAUCAGAUGAUUGACAGUGGGAUCAAACCUGACCACAUAAAUAUGGUGGCAGUCCUCUCAGCUUGUAGCCACUCUGGACUUGUGUCCCAGGGUCAUAAGCUCUUUAAAAUGAUGACUGACUCAUAUGGCAUUGCGCCACAGAUGGAGCACUACUCUUGCAUGGUUGAUCUACUUGCUCGAGCCGGUUUGGUUAAAAAGGCAGAGGAACUUCUUCAUAAAGCUCCACUACCGCCGACAGCUGCAAUGUGGGCAGCUCUUGUUGGGGCAUGCCAGGUAUAUGAGAACACUGAGAUUGGAGAAAGAGCUGCAAAGAAGCUCCUAGAGAUGGGGACGGACAAUCCUGGGCACUAUGUGCUGAUUGCUAACAUGUAUGCAGCUGCUGGAUGUUGGGAUGAGCUUGCAAAGGUGAGGACAUUGAUGAGGGACUCGGGUGUUAGAAAAUCACCCGGUUUGGCUUGGGCUGAUUUAGGGAAUGGAUUUCAUCCUUUCCUAGUGGGGGAUAGGUCGAACCCCCUGGCACCUGAGAUAUAUGAGGUGUUGGAUACAUUAACUGGGCAAAUGAGUGAUCCUGGGUCAAUAGAAAAUUUGGAUUUGGAAUCUGUCGUUGACAUUGUAGUGUGAGAGAGUAACAGGGUUCAGGUGAAAUAUCAUCUCCUAGCUUCUUUAAGUGACCUGUCUAUGUAGACUAGAGUCAAAGAAUUCUUACAAGUACUCUCUGCCCAGGAUUUCAAAAUCAAUGGUCGACAUGGGCAAUAGAUCAUGUGAGCAUAUGGACAUAUUGAACCUUAGGAUUGCUCAUUGGUAUACUGACCGAUAACAGACAACUCAUCGCAGAUUCACAAGCAGUGCAGUGAAAACUACCAGUUGGACUCAGUAUUAUCGAGUAAAUUGCUGCAACUAAUUCUCUUUGAUUGAAGAACAUAAAUUUUUUUGUCAGCUGAGUGCUAGUCAAUGGCUGAUCCUAGAGUCUCUACAGUAGAAAUGCAAACCAGUUACUCCCUCAUAAUCUGGUUCUAGUUAUGUAAAAAUGGCUAAUCAAUAAUGCUUACUUGUCUGGCUCAAGCUGACACAACCUACAGAAAUAGUGGCACUCAACAUUGGAUAGCCUCAUCUUGCAGGGGUUCAGACUGAAGAGGACAUGUUAAAGAAAUUGACCACAGUUAGUGGAAUGACAAGCAGAAUUGGACUAAAAGCUUCUCAGUGUUUUGCUUUGAAUUAAAAAUGACGAAAUAAGCCUUUGGAUGUGACUAGCAAAUGUAAAAGCUUGAAGAGAACCAAGGCACAUGUUAUUGGGCCAGCAAAGUCAAGGUGUUGAUUGUUGAGACAUGGACUAUCUGAUUGUUCUAUAAGAUUUUGCUAGGAAUUUUUUUGUUUUGAUGAGUUAUUACGCUUUGGUAUAUUGACCUUCCUGCUAUGAACAAUUCUACCUCCAAUGAUGGUUCUGAGUCUCUAAACUGCUAGAGCAUGCCGGAUCGAGCUUCUCCUCACCGAGAGCUCCCCGUGGCAAGAUUCGGUCAGGUUUUUGCCUCCCGGAGUGCUCGAGGUUUAGGGUUCGUACUUGCCAGCUAUAAAUUGCUCCGAGUAGCUCUCUGAUGGCGGCCCAGCUAAGUGCUAUCUCAUCUCUUCUUUUCUUUGGCCGUUCUUUCGUUUCAGGGGCUUCAUUUACGUAUAUUGUUCGAUUGGAUCUGCGGAACAUCGCCAAGUUCUUUUCUUUAUAGCUAAAUCAGAUUAAUAUAUUUUUUGUUUGAUAAGUUUCCUUUUUUCCGUUUAUUUAGUCUUCUUGCAGAUAAUUAGCUUCGUCUGCGUUUGCGGGACACGAAGUACAUAUAGGAAAAGUCUAUGGGACAAAGAAACGAAGAAGUUGCAACUUGUUACUGGUGGAAGACUAUGACUUCUUAAUGUAAAGGUCCAUCACAAAUGGCUUCUAAGCUCUCUGUUCUCAUCGUUGGUCUCCUGGUUUUAUCUCUUGUCAUGCUUGUGGCAUCCACUGAAAACCCAAUUAAGGAGCCAAAAGCAACCUGCGUAUCUAUCGGGGUGCCAUGCAAGUCGGAUGGUGAUUGUUUCGGGCCAUGCGGACGCUUUGGUUCUCUUUCGACAUGCAAACCUGAUGGAUGUUGUUGCUUUACAUCAUAACGUUUGUUAGAGGUUUGGAAUGCCUCUUUGUCAACCGGCAUAAUAAUAAGAAUAAUAAUAAUAAUGUCAUAGAUAUGUGAUCA